CAAUGGUUGCUUGUGGGAGAGAGACAGAAGAAGAGAGAAGGAAAAAUAUUGGAACUAGAACUACAAGAGAAGUAGAGAGAGAAACUGGUCAAUUCGGCACACCCAUGCCCUUACUGAGUCACAGAGAGAGAGAGAAAGAAAGAGUCUCUGAACCGAUCGAGUCCAAUUAUCUGUCUAUCCCAAUCCCCGCCCCAAAACAAACCCUCCAACACAAACAGGCGUGAAAAAAAUGGAGAAGAAAUUGGGAGUAGUCUCCUUUACUACUACUAGUUCUACUUCUAGUAUAGUAACCCGUAUCGACGCCACUACCUUCCCUAUCUUCUCCAACCCUAACAAUAACAAAAGAGCAUCCAAACCUGCCUUUUAUCUUCCCCCACCCCCACCCCCACCCCCACACCCGCCUUCUUUUUCCCCAUUACAAAUACCGACGCGGAUGUGAUUUGUUUGUUUAUAUCCAUGUGUUCAACCACCCAUUAUUAUUCCCACCCCUCAAUUUCACCCCUCUUUCGCCCCUCCCUUCUUCGCCGACUUUCUUGAUUCUCGGGAUCUUGAUGCUGUGUGUUGAUUCCUGAUUCAAUACAUUUAUCCAUGCAUGGUAACAUUGAGUUGUUGCAAGUGAAAAUUUUGGAAACUAUUUAAAUGGACCAGUCUAGAGGCCCUCGAUUGGAGGGAAUUGGAAUUGCUGCAAAGAGAAAGAGAAGCCAAACUUCACGAAGACCUAAACCUGAGCCUGAGCCUGAGCCUCACCCACAAUCGGAUUCCCCCAAGUCAUCAACACCAGUUUCAGAUGAUACAAGUAAGAUGUCAAGUGAUGAAAACAUCUGCGAUGGUAAGUCUGGGGGAAAGAUGUUCAAUUUGAACCAGUGUGUGUCGAGGUCUUUGCCAGUCAAUGGAUCGGAUGGCGGAUCUAGCAUGAUUCCACAGGAUGGAGAUGGUGUUGAAAAUAAAGUGAAAAAGGUUAAGUUGAAAGUUGGUGGUGUGACACGCACUAUCCAACCCAAAGCCACCUCUAAUGGGAUGGCGGGCCGCAAUAUUUCAGUAAAGACUAACCAGCUCUCUGAUGAUGCUCGGCUACAACAGAGGCUGACUUCUCAGGAAAGUUCAGACGAAUAUCAUUCUCCGCCGACUGAUAAGAAAAGUGGUCUACAAGGGAUCCCGUGGAAGGAUUUCUCAAAAGGCAGUUUCAGCAUUGGGGCAGAGGAUAUGGGGAGGCCAUCAACAAGGAUUGCUUCGGAUAAUCAAGGGGGUAAAUCAGAAGCGGUUCGCAAGAGCAAAAGAGCUCCUAAGAGACGCGUCUUGGACGACGAUUUCAAUGAAGAUGAUGAAGAUGAUGAGAUCCGGUACUUGGAGAAACUCAAGAAUUCAAAGAUGAGUGGAAAUAAGGGCUCAGAGGCACUCUCAGCCAGAAAACCACAGAGAGGGGUUAAGCAUGACAAUAUGGAAGACGGUGGAAGGCUUGGUAAAGAUGCCAGGAAGUCGAGAUCUGGAGACUUCGCUUACGAGGAGGACGAGGAGGAGGAAGAGGAAGAACCCUUGUCUGACGGUGAAUCUGAAGGGAAAAGGAAGAAGAAACAGAAGAAGGACCUCUCAGAGUUGCCCACAGACACCAAGAAAGAAAUUGCACUUACAACUCGUCAAAGGGCCCUUUUGAACAAAGAUUCCUCUUCCCCAUCCGGUGCAAAUCAGAUCGAGUACCCGAAUGGUCUACCGCCAGCUCCAUCUCGAAAACAAAAGGACAAAGGAUCUGAAGUUGAUCAACAAUUGAAGAAGGCAGAGGCUGCUCAGAGGCGAAGGUUGCAGAAUGAAAAAGCAGCCCGUGAAAUAGAGGCUGAGGCGAUUAGGAAAAUACUUGGUCAAGAUUCAAGCAGGAAGAAGAGAGAAGAGAAGAUGAAGAAACGGCAGGAAGAGUUGGCACAGGAGAAGGCUGUCAGUGCUCAAAUGCUUGCAUCAAACACUAUUAGGACAAUCAUUGGACCUUCUGGGACCACUGUCACAUUUCCAAAUGAAAUGGGCUUGCCUAAACUUUUUGAUCCCAAGCCUAUCAGUUAUCCUCCUCCGCGGGAAAAGUGUGCAGGUCCAUCCUGUACAAAUCCUUACAAGUAUCGGGACUCCAAAUCGAAGCUUCCCCUUUGCAGUCUGCAGUGUUACAAGGCAAUCCAUGAAAAGAUGCAGAAGGAGGAAGCAUCCUGCUAAAGUUAUGGUGCUAAUUUUUUCUCCUGUAGUGUUAUUGUAAAUGUUAUUGCUGCUGCUGCUGCUAUGUUAUGUUGAGAUGCUUGGAAGCACAUUGCAUCCAAUUCUCCUAUCCUUUCUCAAAUGCAAAUGGUAGAAAGGAUCAGGCAUUAGUUACCUUUACUUACUGAUAUAUUUCAAUUUGCAGUAGAGAAGACCAUCAUCAUCUUCUUGUGUAUCCAACUAUCCAUUAGAGCUAUAAUCUGGACAUGAAAACUCUUACUGCUAUCAAAGUUUAUUUACCCUCGAAAGCUGUCUGGUGUCGCAUUCUAGACUGUUGCUUAUUCAGGCAUA
This is a messenger RNA of Andrographis paniculata, 2523 nucleotides long. RefSeq lists its product as uncharacterized. NCBI's taxonomy places the organism in Eukaryota, Viridiplantae, Streptophyta, Magnoliopsida, Lamiales, Acanthaceae. The coding region runs from base 640 to 2193 and encodes 517 amino acids. The record is from RefSeq and is a predicted model, not a curated record. Gene Ontology annotation, biological process: chromatin remodeling. The transcript is spliced from 7 exons. Gene Ontology annotation, cellular component: Ino80 complex.